AUGCCUUCAAAGUACGACGCAACGGCCACCGCUAGCGGCCUCGUCAACGACUUGGCCUCUGAGAUUAAGGUCAAGGUCAUCCUGACAACUGGUGUCUCACCCGGCGGCCUAGGCGCCAAUUUCGUCGAGGCCAUUGCCAAAGCUUCACCCUCUCUUCUGAUCCUGGCUGCUCGCAGCCCAGCCAAGGCGGAGAAGACUGCAGAUAAAAUCAAGGCCGCUAAUCCCGAUGUUAAGACCAAGGUUCUCGAAUUGGACCUUGGAUCCCUGGCCGCCGUUAGACAGGCUGCCGAGACUGUCUUGUCGUGGGAUGACGUGCCCUUCAUCGACGUGCUUGUCAACAACGCCGGUAUCAUGGCCGUCGACUAUAAGCUGACGCCCGACGGCCACGAGAGCCAUUUCGCCACCAACCAUCUUGCUCACUUCCUCUUCACCAACCUCAUAAUCGACAAGGUCCUCGCCGCAGGCACGCCUCGCAUUGUCAACAUUAGCAGUGACGGCCAUCGUAUGAGCCAUAUCCGCUGGGACGAUUACAACUUUAGGGCGGAGACGUACAACAGAUGGGUCGCGUACGGCCAGUCUAAGACCGCUGACAUGUUGUUUUCCCUCUCCCUCGCCGAGAAGCUUGGAAAGCGCGGCCUUCUCUCCUUCAGUCUGCAUCCAGGCGUCAUUGGCACGAACCUUGCCAAUCACAUUGAGUGGGGUAGCGACUUUGCCGGUCUCACGACUAUGGACCGUUCUCUCGGAAACAAGGAGGGCUGGGCUGAGUUCAAGUGGAAGACCCCGGACGAGGGUUCUGCUACUCACGUGUACGCCUCUUUCGAGCCGUCUUUGAAGGAUAAUAACGGUGCCUACCUGGAGAAUUCGCACAUCGCCGAUCCCUGGGUUGAAACUGUGAAGCCGUGGGGCACCAGUCCUGUUGAGGCUGAAAGGUUGUGGAAGUUGAGUGAGAAGCUCGUCGGGCAGGAGUUCCAGUACUAA
Molecule: messenger RNA, 978 nt
Organism: Colletotrichum graminicola M1.001
Lineage: Eukaryota; Fungi; Ascomycota; Sordariomycetes; Glomerellales; Glomerellaceae
Product: WW domain-containing oxidoreductase
Exons: 4
Coding region: 1-978 (325 amino acids)
Source: RefSeq, a predicted model, not a curated record